Triticum urartu is the source of this 3747-nucleotide messenger RNA. The record is from RefSeq and is a predicted model, not a curated record. NCBI's taxonomy places the organism in Eukaryota, Viridiplantae, Streptophyta, Magnoliopsida, Poales, Poaceae.
UUGAUUUCCUUUUAGUUGUAUAGUAAGAGACUCGAAAGUGGAGACCUCGGAUGCAACCAAACCCUCGCGAUGUCCGGCGGUCGAUGCGGCGGCGGGCCUCCCGGCAACGGCAACAACCCCGGUCCAGGGGGUGGUUGGGAGACUAUUGAGAAUAAGAAGAAAUCAGGGCAGACAUCUGGGAGGGGACAAUGGGCGCCACGGACUUCAUCCUCCAAUGCUCCACCCGCUACAGCACGGCAAGCUUGGAAUGGCAAUGGGUCUUCGCGUCCUUCAGGAAAUAAUUGGGCUCAACCUUCUGGUCGUGGGCCUGCUGCCAGAGGCAAUCCCAGGGCAUCAUCACAAGCAAGGUCUACAGAACCAGGAUUGCAAGCGCCAAACCCAGCUGUCACCCCACCUCUGCUAAAUGGUUGGCAGUGGGCAUCAAGGCCUCGCCCAUCUCGUCCUGAAAGCAACAACGAUGAUGUUGCUUCCUCUUGUUUCGACCCUGAGAUGGAUGAUCCUCAAGUCGAGGACUCGUCAGAUGAUGAUGAUCUUAAUGAUGAUGAUGAUGACAUGAGCGAUGACUAUGAUUCCGAUGCAUCGGAGAAAAGUUUCGAAACCCGAAAAACAAACAAGUGGUUCAAAAGUUUUUUUCAGGAGACCGAUACCUUAAGUGUGGAUCAGAUACAUGAGAGACAGUCGCAUUGUCCGGCAUGCCAAAAUGGACCAGGAGCAAUUGCCUGGUUCAAAGGGCUGGAAUCUUUGGUCAGACAUGCUAGAACAAUGGGUUCUAGGAGGGUUAAGCUCCACAGGGAAUUGGCUGCAUUGCUGGAAGAGGAGAUGUCUCGCAGGGGAUCUUCUGUGGUACAGCCCGGCGAGCACUUUGGGAAAUGGAACGGAUUGGCAGAAAGCACCGACCGGCAGAUAGUAUGGCCACCAAUGGUGAUUGUGAUGAACACAAGACUGGAAAAGGGUGAAGAUGAUAAGUGGUUAGGCAUGGGCAACCAAGAGCUGCUCGGAUAUUUCAGUGAUUAUGCUGUGACCAAAGCACGCCAUGCAUACGGUCCUCUUGGGCACCGUGGCAUGAGUGUGCUAAUAUUUGAAAGCUCUGCCGUGGGCUAUAUGGAGGCAGAACGUCUGCAUAGGCUCUUUGUUCAUCAAGGAACAGACAGGGACACAUGGAACAAACGCAGGGUUCCUUUCUUGCCUGGUAGCAAAAGACAAUUAUAUGGUUUCCUAGCCUUAAAGGAAGACAUGGAGGAUUUCAAUAAGCACCACCCAGGGAAAAACCGCCUGAAAUAUGAGAUGAGAUCUCAUAAUGAGAUGGUAGUGGCCCAGCUGAAACAAAUGAGUGAAGAUAAUCAAGAACGGAAUUAUCUCAAGAACAAGGUGGUUAAGACAAAGCAACACUCUAAAGCUGUUGAAGAAAGCCUGGGUUUUGUUGCCCAGAAACAUCGAGAGUCCAUACAAGAGAAUAUAUUCGUCAGGCGUAAAGCCAAGGAAAAACACGAUGAGUAUGAGGAGGAGAUGAAAUCCCAGGAUCAAUUCUUCCAUGAUCAGAUAGAAAGCAUGCGCAGGGCCAUGGAGGAAAAGGAACGUGAGUUUGAGAGGUUGCUGCAGGAGGAGCGUGCCAAGGCUAGACAGUGUCAUGUGGACGAUUCUGGGACCACCGAAAAUCGCAGGCUAAGGAAGGAACAGGUACAGCGGUUCAUAAACUCCCAGGUUAAGGACGUGCAUGAGUUCGAGGCUGAAAGAGACGAACUGAUAAAAGCACACGAGGAGAAGAAGGUGCAGCUCAAGAAAGAGUACAUGCCAAAGGAGAUGGAGCUCGAGGAGGAGUUUGAUGCCGCUCUUACCGGUCUGAUGGAGAAACACAGGCCCGGGACCUUCCAGGCCCCCAAUGGCUCUUGAAGAUCACAGUACAUAGGUUUUCGAUCCGGUUUCCCUUAUAAACUGGAUCACUCUCCUGGCAUACUGGCUGGUUAGGAAACCUCGACUUGAUUAGGGAAACUGAGCCUGCAGGAGUGUAUGUAUCACCACCCAUCUAACAGCUUUCCUGCUUUGCCUCGGGUAGCCAACGUCGAAUGGAAAUCCGUUCUAGGACUUCAGGUGUAUGCAAGAUUAGGAAACCUCAACUUGAUUGGACCUGUCAUCUUGCUCUGCUUUAGAAUUUCAGAUAGAACGUAUCCAAAUUAUCGUGUCAUCUUUUCAGAAUUUCAAAUGGUUCCUCUGCUGGUGUCAUUGCCAGAGAGAAGAGUUCGAGCUCUUUUCAAAACACAUGAUGAGAAAAGUCAUUGGUGAAAAGCUGAGUUGCUUUGAGGUUUAUACUUUUGUAACUUUAUCACCAUUUGCUUUAUCUAGUCACAUUCUUUCUUGUCCUCUUCUUCAUCACCUGGAACAGCCAGUGUUUGCUAUUUGUCAUGCGAAAACCGCCAAAAGUUCUUGGCCUCUGUGACCCCGGACACUCCGGUGCCGUCACCGGAGAAGAAGGCUUGAAUCAUGCAUGUCACCACUCUGCUUUGCUUAGCAGAAACAAUAGCAAUAUGCUCUAAUUCUUGGCUUUGAAUGACAAGAAGAAGAAAAAAUGCUCAGAUUUGAGGCUUCCUUCCUUGCCACUAAACAGAAAUGCCACAUUUUUGAAAUUUGGCGAGUAUUAUGCCCUGGGCCAAACGUGUGUUAUAAUGGGCGAAUCUCAUAAGGGCGAGUCAACUCCAAAAACACGCCCGUACUUCAGAAUGUAGGCUGCAAAUCUCACGUGCAUUGUGUUUUAACCAAAAACCCGAACUGAAUUGUCACCAAAGUUAGUACGAGCUAUUUGUGUUGCUGUUUUCAUAUAUCCAAAUUAGUACGAAAAACGAAACCAUGGCUUUCGGCUUAACUGAAUGUCCACCCAGAUCUGCAUGCCAUGGCUUCAUCUUCUGGCCUCAACCCCCUUCCUACCUUGUUGAAAUCUGCAACUAUUGAUCUCAUUUGGUUGAUCAGUUAUAAAUUGUACAGACAUAAACUGACCUGAAGAUGAGACAUCGACAGUGCCUUGAACUGAGAGCACCAUCACCAUGGUCUAGCUAUCUCCUCCAUGAAGAGAUAGAUGCAUUGCUAGUCUCUCUCAUGGGUUGGUGCUUUCACUUCAAGCACAAUCGACGCCUAGAUCUCCUUUCCAGACAGCCAUGAAGAAAGAUGCGCAGGUAUCCAUGGCUGAUGAUGCGCCGCCAUCUUCGAACUCGGUAAAUCACCAAGCCAUGGCACUGUUAAUCAUGAAAGCUGAUUUCUGAAUGGUAACAGUCACAACAAUAUGUAGCUAACACUAAAUAUCAUGGCACCAUUUUUUAGCAGCCUCAAUUUUAUUCAAAGUUGUAACUGGGGUCGUACUGAGAUGCAGCAGCUAUUGCUUCAUGAGCUCGUACUGAGAUGCAGCAGCUAUUGCUUCAUGAGCUGCCGCUUGGAGACAGGCUGUCUCCGUCCUCCUCUUAUACUCGUCCGUCUCCUCCCUGGUUAUAACAUAUCUCUCUUUUGCCUGAGAGUCAAAAAAAGCAGGAACAGGGAGAGCGACGUGGUAGGUGCAUCAUCUGUCAAAGAUUAGUCGAUACUGGAGGAACUGAUCGUUCCUCUCAACAAACUGAUGACAAACCAUGGCCUCAUAAUCUAGAUAAACAGGAGGCACGACCCAAAUAAUAUCAGCCAAAUCGUCAGAGAUGGCAGCACCCAAGAUCAUUCGUUAGAUACUUGCUGUUAUCUACUACUCCCUCCGUAAACUAAUAUAAGUGCGUU